Messenger RNA from Dictyostelium purpureum, 762 nucleotides. RefSeq lists its product as uncharacterized. Lineage: Eukaryota; Evosea; Eumycetozoa; Dictyosteliales; Dictyosteliaceae. The transcript has a single exon. The record is from RefSeq and is a predicted model, not a curated record. Bases 1 to 762 code for a protein of 253 amino acids.
AUGAAAUUAAAAAGUAUAUUAAUUUUAGUAUUAAUAAUUGUUUUUUCAUUAUUCAUUAGUGGGGGUUGGGGCCAAACUUAUGCAAACAGUAAUAGUGGGUUAACAGCUAGCGGAGGCUCAACAGAUAGCCAUGGAUCAAGCAAUGGAAACUAUACAUCAAGCGAAGGAUCACACCAUGGAAACUAUACAUCAAGUGAAGGAUCACACCAUGGAAACCAUACAUCUAGCGAAGGAUCACACCAUGGAAGCUAUACAUCAAGUGAGGGAUUAAAUGGAGGUGGUAACAAUUGUCCAUACCCAAAUGAUAGAAAUUCAACAACAAACGAUAAUGCUGCAGAAUUCGUUUCUAUUUCGUUAUGUUCUGAUGAUAAACAAUGCACUGAUAUAGUUAGAAGAAGAAUGAAAGUUGGCGAGGUGGUAAAAGAUUCAAAUAAUAACAGUUUUGUUUAUGUUGGGGAUCAUAAAGUAUGUUAUUCCGUUUAUUAUUCCAGAGAUGGUUGUUUGGGUGGUGAUGGUACCUCAAGAUGUGAAAACUAUUGUUUCCAAGCAACCCCCAAAACAAAUAAUAUGGUUAUCGUUAUGAGGGAGUUUUUAAAUUAUUAUUGCAGUCAAUAUUUAAAAACAUCUUACUAUAUCACUAUUGGCGAGCCCAGUAGCCAUUCUAACAGCUUUGGUGACUCUGUUUCGUCUUCAACAAAAAUUAAACCAACAAUACUAUUGGGACUAUCAAUACUUCUUAUCAUGUUUGGUUUAUAUAAUUAA